AUGCCACCUGGCCUUCGCGGAAUAAAGGAGCAGGCACACUCGGCAGCAGAGCUGUGCCGUAUCCUGCAUUCAAGAGGAGUGGCUUUUCUGCUUAACAUGGAUGCAUCGGCAGACAACAAAGAAGCUGUUUCUUGUGUUCUCGGAACCCUUUAUGAAAUGUUCGGAGUUGCGUUGAACGUGCUUCGUCAGGCAAUAGAGGAAGAUGAAGCUCUGGCAUGGGAUAUGCAGCAUAUGCCUGUUCGCAAUGGCUUCAACCGACCUGGUACUUGCGCUUGGUCUGAACAAGAGAGGGCAUUGCUCAGCCCAGGCAUAGGACUCAUGAAGGCACUCCGCAUUACUAUGCGCAAAGUGUGUGUUCUUGUGAAGUUUUGUGGCCGGUGCACAAACAUGCAAGAGAACGCAGACUUGGACGCAAUAGCCGAUAUGUUUCGAACAUCUAGCUCAUUCGUGGAACACUUCAUCACAUGCCUCCACCCUCCCAUCUUUGGAACCGCUAUCCAAGAAAGUGGCACUGCACUGAAGGAAUGUGUACUAGCCAUACUGGAAGCAACAAAGCAAGUUUUAUUCUGUUGUAGGACAUUGGCGGGGCCUUUCAUGUUUGCAUUUUUGUUCAUUUCAACUUGUCUAAUUUUAACUUGCAGGGAAAGCCACUUCCACAAUAUUGCCCAAGAAGGAUGGAUUGCCUUUGUGGAGCGUGCUGCAGAGAAUAACUACCAGACACUGCUCUCACGUAUUGCUUUACUUUGAGUGUUGCACAAAUGAGUUUUUCAAUAAGUUUUGCUUGUUUCUAAUGUUACGGCUGGUCGUCGUGUAAAUAAGGGCAAAAAUGUAGCACCGGCCCAUUUUGUAAAUAAAGGCAAGACACCUUUAUCAGGCGUGAAACAUGCUACUAAGCAUAACUACCAGACACUGCUCUCACGUAUUGCUUUACUUUGAGUGUUGCAAUACGUUUUGUUGUUUUUAAUGUUGCGGCUGGUCGUCGUGUAAAUAAGGGCAAAAAUGUAGUGCUGGCCCAUUUUGUAAAUAAAGGCAAGACACCUUUAUCAGGUGUGAAACAUGCUACUAAGCAUAACUACCAGACACUGCUCUCAUGUAUUGCUUUACUUUGAGUGUUGCAAUACGUUUUGCUUGUUUUUAAUGUUGCAGCUGUUCAUUGUGUAAAUAAAGCCAAGAAUGUAGCGUUGGCCUGUUUUGUAAAUAAAGGCAAGACACCUUUAUCAGGUGUG
Dermacentor silvarum is the source of this 1226-nucleotide messenger RNA. RefSeq names its product cyclin-D1-binding protein 1 homolog. The transcript has 6 exons. The record is from RefSeq and is a predicted model, not a curated record. Lineage: Eukaryota; Metazoa; Arthropoda; Arachnida; Ixodida; Ixodidae. The coding region runs from base 1 to 747 and encodes 248 amino acids.